Messenger RNA from Acipenser ruthenus (sterlet), 1070 nucleotides. RefSeq names its product trace amine-associated receptor 1-like. Gene Ontology annotation, molecular function: trace-amine receptor activity. Gene Ontology annotation, cellular component: membrane. The transcript has a single exon. NCBI's taxonomy places the organism in Eukaryota, Metazoa, Chordata, Actinopteri, Acipenseriformes, Acipenseridae. Gene Ontology annotation, biological process: G protein-coupled receptor signaling pathway. The record is from RefSeq and is a predicted model, not a curated record. The coding region runs from base 30 to 1070 and encodes 346 amino acids.
AGCAUCCAGACUCCAGGCUGGACAUAGAGAUGGAUUUCAGUCAAAGUGGGAUCAAUGAAAGCACACAGUUCUGUUAUGAAUCAGUGAGUGGUUCAUGUCCUAAACCAAUCAUUUCUAUCAGUAUGCGUGUUGCAAAGUACAUAUUCCUGGUGACAGCAAUAGCAUUAACUGUUUGUGGAAACCUGUUUGUCAUAAUCUCCAUAGCACAUUUCAAGCAGCUUCACACACCCACAAAUUAUCUCACCCUCUCUCUGACAGUAGCUGACUUCCUUCUGGGAGGAUUUAUUAUGCCCCCCAGCAUGAUCAAAUCCGUUGAAAGUUGCUGGUAUUUUGGAGACUUUUUUUGUAAAGUUCAUACCAGUACUGAUAUAAUGCUUUCCACAGCUUCCAUUUUGCACCUGUCCUUCAUUUCAAUUGACCGCUACUAUGCUGUAUGUUAUCCUUUGAGGUACAAAACUACAAUUACUGUAUUUGUCACACUUAACAUGAUUUUCAUUAGCUGGACUGUGUCAGCCAUUGUUGGAUUUGGAAUGGUAUUCCUAGGGUUAAAUAUACAAGGUAUAGAGGAUUUCUAUUACAAGAACUUUGACUGUGUAGGUGGUUGCAUUCUGAUACAAAGUGAAGCAUCAAGAAUGGUUUCCUCUUUCUUCUCCUUUUACAUUCCAGGACUUAUAAUGAUAGGCAUUUAUCUGAAAAUAUUCCUUGUGGCAAGACGACAGGCCAGGUCAAUUAGAGAUACAGAACAACAAAGGCAAAACACUGAAGAAAAGAAAAAUACAACAGCAAAUAAGAGAGAGAGAAAAGCUGCAAAGACACUAGGGACAGUGAUGGGGGUCUUUCUCAUAUCUUGGUUACCAUUUUUCUUGUUCAACAUAAUGGAUCCAUUUUCUUAUUACUCAACUCCACCCCUUUUAGUAGAUGCACUGGUCUGGUUUGGUUAUUUGAACUCAACAUUUAACCCCUUUGUCUAUGCUUUCUUUUAUAGCUGGUUCAGAAAAGCGCUCAGAAUUAUUGCGCUUGGCAAAGUCUUUCAAAACGGUUCUUCAAGAACGAAACUUUUUGACGAGUAA